This is a messenger RNA of Carcharodon carcharias (great white shark), 654 nucleotides long. RefSeq names its product microtubule-associated proteins 1A/1B light chain 3A. The coding region runs from base 115 to 480 and encodes 121 amino acids. The transcript has 4 exons. Gene Ontology annotation, cellular component: autophagosome; cytosol; autophagosome membrane. The record is from RefSeq and is a predicted model, not a curated record. Gene Ontology annotation, molecular function: ubiquitin protein ligase binding. Lineage: Eukaryota; Metazoa; Chordata; Chondrichthyes; Lamniformes; Lamnidae. Gene Ontology annotation, biological process: autophagy of mitochondrion; autophagosome assembly; macroautophagy.
GUUGACGUCAAAGUGUUCACGUGAUCCGGUUUGUUACAUCGCUCUGUGUUUGGACACAUCAGGAACUGCACCGUCCGCUUUAGCUGAUUAUUCUCGGGUUCUCCUGCCCAAAAAAUGCCUUCUGACAAGUCAUUCAAACAGAGGAGAAGCUUCGCUGAUCGAAUUAAAGAAGUUCAACAGAUCAGAGACCAGCAUCCUAACAAGAUACCAGUGAUCAUUGAAAGGUACAAGGGGGAGAAGCAGCUGCCAGUGCUGGACAAGACCAAAUUCUUAGUUCCUGACCAUGUCAAUAUGAGUGAACUUGUUAAAAUUAUUCGGCGCAGACUCCAGCUGAACCCAAACCAAGCCUUCUUCCUGCUGGUCAACCAACGGAGCAUGGUCAGCGUCUCAACCUCCAUCUCCGAGAUCUACGAGCAGGAGAAGGAUGAAGACGGCUUCCUUUACAUGGUAUAUGCCUCUCAGGAAACCUUUGGGUGCUGAAGGCCAAAGCAGCACCAUUACAGCGAAGAUCCCUGGACUUCGUUAACCGGUCAAGGAUAGAGAGAAGAGAGAAUUUCACUGUGUUUCUAAAAAACAAAACAAAAAAAAACCCAAAACACCAGGAUUUCUAUCCUGCAUUCUGUCACUCACACGUACUACGAACGCAUAGUGUAC